AAUAGAAAGAAAGAAAAAGGUGGUAUUGGUUCAGACAUAAUACUAGAAGUAGCAGAUCCACUUCUGAAGGCUUUGCAGCCAAAGAGUACAGUGCGAAAAUGCUUUCUCCCGGUUUACUUUUAACCUCUGGUUUGUCUUGGAUCUGAUUCUUAGUAGGCGGUCUUAUCUUACAGAAAUUGCAGCCUCUAUCGCCACCCCUUUGUGGAAAGGGUCCUGCCUGUAAAAGCAUGAAAAUGCAUCCUCGUGGGUUGCUGUUUUUCUUCUUAGCAGCAUGCUUCACUCCCACAGCUGACUGCCAGAGUCAGAAGUUAAAAUCCAUGCGAUGCAAUAUCAAGACGAUGUUUACCUUGAAUACAGCAUGUACUGCUUGUGCUGCAGCGCCUAAAAUGUUAUGUCCAAGAGGCUGGUUAAAGACCACCCAAGGAUUAGGAGUGAGGGACUGCAGAUACACUGUCAAGUUAGGAGAAAAUACCCUUUCCCAGCCAGGGUGCCAUCACAUGUGUAAGAAGGAAAUAGAGGAGAAAAAGUGUUGUCCAGGAUUCUGGGGUACAGAGUGCUAUGAGUGUCCGGGUGGAUCUCAAAAUCCCUGCAAUGGCCAUGGGACAUGCUUGGAUGGUAUACAGCAAAAUGGGACCUGCAUCUGCAAGGAGCAGUACAGUGGUUUUGCCUGCCAGAAUUGUCGAGAUGAAAAUCGUUUUGGCCCAGACUGUCAGUCAGUGUGUGACUGCGUGCACGGGGAAUGCAACAGCGGCGUCACUGGCAAUGGAAGCUGUACGUGCUAUGGAGGCUACACUGGCCCCAGGUGUGACCAAGAGCUUCCCCUUUGCAAAGGUGUGACAUGCGAGGCCAACAGCGAAUGUGUGGUAAGGGAUGGGACAGCGAUGUGUGACUGCAAGCUGGGCUACAGAAAAAGUGGGAGCACUUGCCAAGCUCAGGAUCCUUGUGCUGCUUCUCCAUGCUCCCCCUUCGCCGUAUGUAAGGUUCUUGGACCACAAAAGAAUCAAUGUACCUGUAAAGAAGGAUUUCAAGGAGAUGGGAAGAUUUGCCAGCCCAUAAACCCUUGUGUUGACAGCAAUGGAGGCUGCCCAGAAAACUCCACCAUUUGUGUUUACAGACGUCCAGGAGAGGCAUCUUGUGUUUGCAAGCCUGGGAUGCGUAGGAGAACUCCUUCAUCUGAGUGUUCUGUAUUUCCCAACGAUUGUCGGCAGUAUUUUUGUGAUGUGACUUCCACGUGUGAGCUUGAUUCCCAGGGGAAUCCUAGCUGUGUGUGUAAAGAAGGGGAGAUUGGAGAUGGGAGAAGUUGCUAUAAAGAUCUCUUGAGUGAGAUAAAUCGGUAUAAUUCACGAGGAAGGUUUGCUAGGAACUUAAACGUCGCCAGGAAGAUGUUUGCUUCUGGUUGCUCCACACUGCUGACUAAAUACGGGCCUUUCACAGUCUUUGUACCAUCCCUUCUUCCGGUUCAUGACAAAAUGGAAUUUAACGAUACCACUGCUGAGCAUUUGUGCAGAAUGCACAUCGUUCCUGGUCUGCAUCUGAUAGAAGACAUGGUAAAAGCCAAGACUCUGUGGACCUUGUCAGGACAUCAGCUAACAUUCAGUAGCCAGCCUGCCUGCGAUCAGAACAACAAGAUCCUUUGUGGAGUCCAAAGCAAGACGUACAUCAAAUCAUUUCGAUAUCAAGACCUGCCAGGGGAACUGUACAAUGUUUUGCAAGCGAACCUACCAGCAGCCAAUGGCAUCAUGCAUGUGGUUAACACCCUAAGGAAGAAAACCAGCGCUGACAACCUCAGAAACCCACAGAAAACCAUUGGUGAGAUCCUUGCGUCAAUGGAGAUCUUCAGUAGAUUUGAAACUAUACUGGAGAACUGCGGCCUGCCUGCAAUACUGGAUGGACCAGGCCCCUUUACUGUAUUUGUACCCAGUAAUGAUGGUGUGGAUAAGUUGAGAGAUGGAAGGCUUAUUUACCUUUUCACAGAGGGCAUAAAUAAGCUUCAGGAACUUGUGAAACAUCAUAUCUACGCUUCAGCAGCGGUGACUGUAGAGAAACUGAUAAUGAUGCCACACAUUGUUACUAUGUCUAACCAGAUAGUUACCAUCAACAUCAGCGCAGAUGGAAGAAUUCUGAUGGAUGAGUCAGGGAUCCCCUUAAACAUGCGAGACAUUGUGGCAUCAAAUGGUAUUAUUCAUACUUUGGAUGGCAUCUUCAUCCCUCCUUCAAUAAUUCCCAUUUUGCCUCACAGAUGCAAUGAAGAGCAACAUAAAAUUGUGACAGGCUCUUGUGUGGACUGUGAGGCCCUCAACAACAGCAUUUGCCCACCUGGCAGCAGAGAAAUGGAACCAACGCUCUUCCCAAAAGAAUGUGUCUACAUCCAUGAUCCACAAGGCCUGAACGUCCUGAAGAAGGGGUGCGCCAGGUACUGCAAUCAAACUGUCAUGAAACCUGGAUGCUGCAAAGGAUUCUUUGGUCCAGACUGCAUGCCGUGCCCAGGGGGAUUUUCCAGUCCAUGCUAUGGCCGGGGAAAUUGCAGCGAUGGCAUACAAGGGAAUGGCAACUGUAACUGCUUUGAAGGUUUCAAAGGAAUAGCCUGCCACAUCUGUUCAAACCCGAACAAGCAUGGCGAGAACUGUGACGAAGAUUGUGGCUGUGUCCAUGGUGUCUGUGACAACAGGCCUGGCAGCGGUGGUGUGUGUCAGUCCUGGUCCUGUAAGGAAGGCUAUACCGGCAAGUUCUGUGACAAGACGUCCAAGAACUGUGGCCCGAGCGGACUGUCCCAGUACUGCCACCAGAACGCUGUCUGCAGCCUCAAUGACACAACAAGGUGCAUCUGCGUGGAUGGGUACGAAGGUGAUGGGUUUUCCUGCCAACCCAUCGACCUGUGCGGUCAGCCAGAACGAGGAGGCUGUUCAAAGAAUGCUGCGUGCACCAGUACGGGCCCCGGCACUGCCACCUGCCAGUGCAACACAGGCUGGACUGGGGACGGGAAAGCCUGCGUGGCUAUAGACAACUGCAUGCUGGAGAGCAGAGGGAACUGUCACAUCAAUGCUGACUGUGUUUAUAUUGGCCCUGGCCAGAGCAAGUGCGUCUGCAAGAGGGGUUAUGCUGGUGACGGCUACAACUGCGAUGCAAUCAACCCAUGCCUCAUGGACAACGGUGGCUGCCACGACUUGGCUACGUGUGUGCCUCUUGGGGGAGGAGAGAGAGCCUGUGCUUGCCCUGAAGGCUACGUUGGGGAUGGCAUGACAUGCUACGGGGACAUUCUAAAAGAGCUGGCCAGGAAUUCCCACUUCGCGGGCUUCUACAACUGGAUUAAGAAAUCACUCUUCAGCAUCCCAGCAGGAACCAAUGUCACUGUCCUGGUGCCAUCGGAGGAAGCUAUCAAAAACUUGAGCCAGACUGAAAAAGAUUUCUGGUUGACGCCCUACAUGCUGCCAUUUUUAGUCAGGGCCCACUUUCUUGAAGGUGUCUUCACUGGUGAAAAGCUCAAAAAGUAUGACAGGCCAGAAUUAGCCACCCUCAACCCACAGACCAAAUGGCAGAUAAACACCAGGAGCGGUGUGUUAACCAUCCAGAAUGUGAGUAUAGUCAUCAGCGACAUCCCUGCCAGCAACGGUAUUAUUCAUGUCCUCAGUAAGGUUUUGUUGCCACCUGCAGGAGAUAUCCCACCAAGUCCUCCAGGUCUGCAGAAACAGCUUGACUCAGUUGCCUCAUUCAGCACAUUCAAGGAGUUGCUACAGCAAUACCAACUCAUUGGAAAGAUCGAGUCCUCUGAAGAAUAUACCAUUUUUGUUCCUGGAAAUAAUUCCAUUGAGGAGUACUGCCAUGCUGCCAAUGUGACGCAGCUGGACAACGAGACAGUGCAGUACCAUGUUGUACUGGGAGAGAAGCUCUUGCCCACGGACUUGAGGAGCGGAAUUCAUAAGAACAGCAUGUUAGGGCUCUCCUACUGGCUCAUGUUUUAUCAAAACAGCACCCAGAAGUUCAUCAAUAAUAUUCCUUUGGAUGGAAAAUUUCUUGAGACUAAGAAUGGCAUGCUGAUUGGGGUUUCACAGGUCCUCCAGAUACAGAAGAACCGCUGCACCGCCAAUACCACCACCAUACAAAAGUCAAGAUGCGGGAAAUGUGAGAAGGGGAUCAAGUGUCCUGGUGGAUCAGUUCUUGUGGAAUUGCCAGGAAGCAAGAAUCUCGCCCGCUGUGAAUUACGCUCUGAGGGUACAAGAAUACUUGGCUGCCAUUUCACCUGUGCAAAAGUUUCUCUGAGGUCCGUCUGCUGCCCUGGCUACUACGGACACAUGUGUGAGAUGUGCCCAGGGAAGCCAGGCCAGUGGUGCUCUGGGAACGGGGAGUGCCAGGACGGCAUCGAGGGCAGUGGAGAGUGCCGAUGUCUGGAGGGGUUCCAUGGCACUGCCUGUGAGAUGUGUGAAGUGGGCCGAUACGGAGCUGACUGCAAAUCAGAAUGUGCCUGUGACAAUGGCAUAUGUAACGAUGGACUGCAAGGGGACGGGAGCUGCGAGUGUUUCCCAGGGUGGAAGGGCCCUACCUGCCAAGAAAGAAUCAAGAUUGACUUAUGCAAUAACACUUGCCAUCAAAUGGCCAACUGCCUCAAUAGUUCUGCAGAUUCCCCACCUAUGUGCUUCUGCUCCGCUGGAUACACAGGGAAUGGGACCCAUUGCACAGAAAUAGAUCCAUGCAUUAGCGACCACGGUGGCUGCUCCAUACAUGCUGUGUGUACUAAAGUGUCCCCAGGAGAGAGAACCUGUGUUUGUAAGGAGGGCUACGCUGGAGAUGGGACGCUCUGCAUGGAAAUUGAUCUCUGUCUCGAAAGCAACGGGGGCUGUCACAGCAAUGCAGAGUGCGUUAAAACAGGCCCAAGGAAGGUUGCCUGCAACUGCCUGCCUGGUUACCGUGGGGAUGGUGUGAGCCAGUGCAACCCCAUAAACCUGUGUGAACAGAACAACGGGGGCUGUAGUCCAUUUGGGCUCUGCAAGUACACAGGCCCUGGCACUCGAAACUGCUCCUGCUCUUGGCACAGUAUCGGAGAUGGCUUCAUCUGCCGUGGCAAAGUGUAUCAGGAGCUCGGAAGGAUCGAAGAUGCAUCCAUGUUCUUUAAGAUGAUACUGGCAGAAAACAUCAAGGAGCUCAGCGGGGUAGGGCCUUUCACUGUCUUUGUCCCACGCACAGAUUUCAUAGGGAACACCACAAUGUUUGAGGAGUGGAGGAGCAGGGGUCUCCUCCGGGACCUGCUUCGCUACCACAUGGUGGGUUGCCAGAAAUUGCUGUCUGGUGACCUGGAAGCCCUGGAGUCUGUUACUUCUUUAUCUGGCCACAAACUAAAGAUCACAGUGAAAGAGAAUAGCAUCUAUCUCAAUGAGGAAGCCAAAGUGGUGGUGAGUGACAUCAUCGGCGUGAAUGGGGUCAUUCAUUUCAUCAACAAGAUCCUCAUUCCAAGCGACCUGGUGGACCGUAACAUUUCCUCAAAGAUCUCACGGCAAAAUAUCACGGAAGUGGCAGAGGCCUUUGGGUACACCAUUUAUAGCAAGCUGCUGCAGGAUGCGGAGCUGCUGCCACUGGUUAAUGACCCCCUGCAUAGACCCUUCACCAUGCUGUGGCCCACAGAUGCUGCAUUUAAUGCCCUCUCGGAGAAAAGGCAGAAGUGGCUGUACCGCAGAGAGCACCGGGACGUGCUGGCCUCCUACCUCAAAGCACACAUGAUCAGAGACACAAAGAUUGUUGCUGGCAAUGUGCCCCAAGUCAAAUCCACACGGACCAUGCAUGGCUCCACCAUCUCAUUCAGCUGCAGCGAAACGCACGUGGGGGAGCUUCUGGUGGGGAACGGCGAUGCCACCAUCAUCCAGAGGCACAUGGAAUUCAACGGGGGCAUUGCUUAUGGCAUUGAUAGGCUGUUGGAGCCACCGGAUCUGGGAUCUCGGUGUGACGAGUUCAUCUUUGUUGAGCUGCAGGGAUCUACAGAGAGCUGCGGACUCUGUGGCUUCGAGCCACCCUGCCCUGAUGGCUCCAUUCAACGGGGGGAAACCAGGCGCUGCUACUAUUAUGGAAACCAGCUGCUGAGAAACACUUUUCUGUUUCACCGCAACUCCCUGUUGCGGCCGUCCUGGCCACCCUCCCCGUGGGACCCCUUCAGAAGACACUUCUCUUCCAGGGGGCCUCUGAAACGAGGCUGCAGGAGGAGCUGCGUUUCCACCCAGUGGGUCCCUCAGUGCUGUGCGAACCACUAUGGCCGUGACUGUCGGGCGUGCCCAGGAGGGCUGGAGGCACCCUGCAGUAACCGUGGUACCUGCGAUGACAAAAUCGGUGGCUCGGGGAGAUGCAACUGCAGCCAGGCUUUCAUCGGGACCAGCUGUGAGCUGUGCGCGCCGGGCAGAUACGGGCCAGACUGCCGAGAGUGUAACUGUACUGAGAACGGCGUGUGCAACGGAGGACUGCAUGGCGAUGGCUUCUGCUUCUGUGCCGAGGGCUGGACUGGAGACCGCUGUGAAAUCCGACUAGUGAUGACGCCCACCUGCUCUCCACCGUGCCACCCCCAUGCCACCUGCCGCUCCAGCAACCUCUGCGAAUGCAACCUACACUAUGAAGGAGACGGGAGAAUGUGCUCAGUGAUUGACAUGUGCAGCCAGGACAACGGGGGGUGCGCCAGGCACGCACAGUGCACACAGGUUGGUGUGAAUGUCUCCUGUGCCUGUGCUCCCGGGUACGGAGGUGAUGGCUACGUCUGCGACCCCAUAGACAGGUGUGCGGAUGGGAGGAAUGGGGACUGCAGCCAGCACGCCAGCUGCAUCAGCACCGGACCGAAUGAGCGGCGCUGUGAGUGUAAGCGGGGCUACAUUGGUGACGGGAUCCAGUGCCUUGAAGAGGCCGUGCCCCCCACAGACCGGUGUCUGGAAGACAACGGGCAGUGCCAUCGGGAGGCCAUUUGCACCGACCUGCAUUUUCAUGAUAAGACUAUGGGCGUAUUUCAUCUGCAGUCACCCCGAAAAAAGUAUGACUUCACUUACGAGCAGGCUCAGAAGGCCUGUGCCGCAGAAGGUGCUUCCCUGGCCACUUUCCAGCAGCUCUCGGCAGCACAGCAGAUGGGAUUCCAUCUGUGUUUGGUGGGUUGGCUGGACAAUGGCACAGCCGGGUACCCCACAGCCUACCCCAACCCCAGCUGUGGGGCUAACCGAGUGGGCAUUGUGGACUACGGCUUCCGAAGCAACCUGAGCGAGACCUGGGAUGCAUUCUGCUAUCGGGAGAAGGAUCUGAUUUGCACCUGCCGUGACGGGUUCGUGGGAGAUGGGUAUUGGUGCAGUGGCAAACUCCCCGACGUGCUCGCAGACCACGCUCGCUUCUCCACCUUCUAUUCCAUGUUGCUCGAUUUUGCCAAUGACACAGAAGAAGGACUGGAUUUUUUCACCUAUUUGUCUGACGACUCCGCUCCCAAAACUCUCUUUGUCCCUCUGAAUUCUGGCUUCGCAGACAAUGAAACACUGACAGGAGAAGAACUGAAGCUCCAUGUGUCAUCCAGCAAUGUCAUCCUCUUCAGCUUCAACCUCACAACGGGCACCAUCAUUCCAUCCCAGUCAGGAUAUGACCUCCACGUGUCGGACCUCCCAGUGGGCAACAGUACAGAGCACUCAAAUGCCAAGGGGAUCAAUGACACGAUGAUUGUGGAGUGGGACAUCAUAGCUUUCAACGGCAUCAUUCAUGCGAUUGCAGAGCCACUGAGGAUCCCACCACCCAUCAUUCAUCUUGGUCAGGUGAACGGUGUGGCACGGGCUUCGGGCUCCGUGGCCACGGGGACACUGUCCGCGCUGUGCUUUGCAGCGGUGCUAGCCGCCAGCGCCGGUGCCGCCUACUACUGUGUGAGGCGGCGGCGGCGGGAGGAGCAGUUCGGGUAUUUUCAGGCGGACCUCCGCGCGGACGAGGAGGAGGAGCAGGAGGCGGGGCAACAGCAGCCACCGCCCGCCCCGCCCCGCCCCCAGCGCCCGCUGGUCGCCAUCCCCAACCCGCUCUACGGCGGCCACGCGCCCGACUACGAGCCGCUGCACGACUCGCUCCUGGCAGACGCCGGCCCCGCCACCCGCCGCCGCCCGCAGUGAGGCGCCGCGCCCGGCCUCGGGGGCGCAGACAAAUAAAGAGCUCAGCGCCA
Falco peregrinus (peregrine falcon) is the source of this 8143-nucleotide messenger RNA. RefSeq names its product stabilin 1 (gene STAB1). NCBI's taxonomy places the organism in Eukaryota, Metazoa, Chordata, Aves, Falconiformes, Falconidae. The record is from RefSeq and is a predicted model, not a curated record. The transcript has 70 exons. Gene Ontology annotation, molecular function: calcium ion binding; hyaluronic acid binding. The coding region runs from base 228 to 8093 and encodes 2621 amino acids. Gene Ontology annotation, biological process: cell adhesion.